Messenger RNA from Micromonas pusilla CCMP1545, 2910 nucleotides. RefSeq lists its product as uncharacterized. The transcript has a single exon. The record is from RefSeq and is a predicted model, not a curated record. Bases 1 to 2709 code for a protein of 902 amino acids. NCBI's taxonomy places the organism in Eukaryota, Viridiplantae, Chlorophyta, Mamiellophyceae, Mamiellales, Mamiellaceae.
AUGUCGUCUCUCCAGGAGAACGCGCCGCUGCUGCGUCGCCCGGCGAAAUCAUCGCGCGGCGUAUCCGCCGCGCGCGUCGCCUCCGCGGUCGCGCUCGUCCUCGGCGUCGCGCUCGCGGCGUUCGUCGCGACGACGCGCGGCGCGACCUCGAUCGAGAGCUCCCAGGUCGCCCUCGGCGCCGAGCGCGCGCCGCGCGUCGCGACGCUCGCGGCCGCGGACGGCGACGACGCGGACGCGCCCGCCCCGGCGCCGUCCGCUGACGACGCCAACGCGACCGCCCCGGCGCCGUCCGGCGACGACGCCAACGCGACCGCCCCGGCGCCGUCCGCUGACGACGCCAACGCGACCGCCCCGGCGCCGUCCGCUGACGACUCGGCUGACGACGCCAACACGACGUACGUCGCCGCCGAUUCGUCCGCCGCGGACGCGGAGGCCGAUAAGAAGGCCAAAUUCAUAAAAGCCGCCGAGGAGGCCGCGACGGCCGCGAACAAGCACCUCGAAGACAUCCUCGAGAAACUCACCGCGGCGGAGAACAAGUUAAGCGAGAAGCUCACCGGGAACACAGAUUUGGGCGGAAGGAUCCACGACAGGACCGACUUCGUUCAGAAGGCGUUGCAAAAAGUCGAAAAAUUGCACCACGCGCUCGAGGGCUCGCUCGCGAACAUCGACAAGGAUAUUUCCGACGAUCAAGCCAAAUGCUACCUCCAUCGGUACCGGGACUUAAGAGGAGCCUUCGGACACAACAUCGCGCGUGCGAAAAAACACUGGGUGGACCACGGGAGACACGAGCACCGCACGCUCGACUGCGAUUACAUUACCAACGAAGAAGCCCAGUGCUACCUCAACAGGUACUCGGACUUACGCAGAGCCUUCGGACACAACAUCGGUGCCGCGAAAAGACACUGGAAUAAACACGGGAAGAAAGAGGGACGCGAUAAAGAAUGCGAUUCUCAUAAACAAGUGAAGAGUAGCAAGGCCAAAUUCACGAAGAAGAUCGCGGCGUUCAAGACCCGCGCGGCUGACCUCAAGGAGAAGUUGAAAGCCCUGGAGGUCCGAACGGCUGACACGCAGAAACAGCACGACGCGCUCCAAGCGAAGGACGAAGACGCGAAGAAGAAGGUGGCGACGGCGAAGAAAGCCGUGGACGAGACGCCGGCGACCCCCCCCGCGGAGGGCGCCUCCGUGGCGUGCCUCGACGGCAAGGGGACGGGGGUCUUACGCGUCAUGAACGACGGCGGCCGCCUGCGCCAGUACGCUUCCAUGGCUAACGUGCACGAGUGGGACCCGUCCGGGAAGAUCACGAAGAUCGACUGCGCGCCGUACGACAUAAUAACCGAUCCCAGGCUGACCUCCAAGGCGGCCUACGACGCGGAGCUGAAGGAAAAAGCGGAGCAAGCCGCGAUCCCCCCCGAGGGCGCCUCAGUGAAGUGCCUCGCCGGCGUCCCCCCGCUCACGGAGUGCGCGGCGUGCAAGAACACGACCAUCUACCGCGUCAUCGACGACGUCGGAACGCUCAGCGCGUACGACACCCCCGAGAUCGCGAGCUCGUGGGGCAUGGAACCGGUCGUGAAGAACGACUGCUCGAAGUACCACAUCAACGGCACGAUCACGGAGACGAAGGAGGAGCACGAAGCCGCGGCGAAAGCGGCCGCUGACGCCGCCGCCGCGGAGGCGGCGGCGAUGCAGAACCAGCCGACGAUGGACAGAAUCGCGAACUUGACGACCGACAUCAAGAAGGUCGGCGCGAAGCUCAACCAGACGUCCCUGGCCGAGGUCAAGGAGACACUCGCGAACACGAGCGCGAUCGUGGGGACGAUCUCGAGCAAGCAGCCGGAGAUCGCCGCCGCGAUCGAGGCGUUGAAGAAGAAGCUCUCGGACUCGUCGCUCACGAUCGCGGAGAAGAAGGAGCUCCUCGAGAAGAACAACGUGACGAUCGCGGCGCUGAGAGCGAAGAUCGUGGAGCUGAACGCGACGAACGCGGAAGAGCACGCGACCUUGCAGAACACCCUCGCGAACCUGUCGAACAUGACGUCGAGAGCGGAGGCGUACAAGGCGAAAAUGGACGCGAUGGCGAACGAAACACACGUGCCCGUCGCGGUCGACAUGCCCGCGCCCCCGGUGCCGACGUCCCCCGUGCACGACCGGGCUCUCGAGGAGCACGACAUCGCGGCCAUGUUCGAGCACGAGCUCAAGGAGAUUAUCAAGCAUCUCGACGCGCAGUACAAUAAAACCCACGACCACGACGACGACCACGACGGCGACAUCGACGGCGACCACGACGGCGACCACGAACACCUCGCGGAACACUUCUUCGAGCCGCCGCUGAACCACGAGGUGGGCGACCUCCCGGCGGGAUUCCCGACGGCGAUGGAGGAUCACGCGGGCAUCCAGAACGGCGUCGCGUUUAUUGAAAACUGCGGCGUCCCGCAAGACAUCGUCGAUUUCCUCAACAAGACCGACUCCAACAUCGAGAAGCUCGAGGAGUACUUCAAAGAUCACCCCCACUACGGGACUUUCGACAUCGCCGCGAUGCUGAAGGAGAUGGAGACGACGUGGAAAGAACACGGCGUGUGCCACCUCGACGACGAUGAUGACGACGAUCACUACAAUUACGAUCCGACCGGGAAGAUCCAGAAGCCCGACGACCCGGCCCAAGCGGCGGCGCUCAAGGAGCAGAUCGUGCAUCCGACGCCGCCCUCGGAGGUGUAGCUGCUCGGAGCCCGGAGCAACAAGCACCACAAGAAGCACCACAAAGACAAGAAGCACCACAAAGACAAGAAGCACCACAAAGGCUCCGCCGGCAGCGUCCAGCCGAAUUGAGUUUUUCUUUUUCCUCCGCGACGAGCGCUGGGGGCGCGCGCGCGCGCUCGUCGCUUUACUCACGUUUUAAUGUAUAUACUUCACGAGCGA